GACCAACGGCUACGUAACGAUACAAAACCUCCACAGUCGACCGCGCUGGCUGACGCGGCGCACGCCUCUGCGUAUUUAGUUCUUUCCUAGAAACAAAAACUUCGUUUCAAUACUUAUUUGAACUAUUCAAAUAAGGAAUGUGAUUGCUUUUUUAAAUCAACUGAACUUUUUUAGUGCCAUAUAGUGAUGUUUUAGAUUUAUAAAAAUGGGUGUUCUGUUGAAGUUUUUCGUUGUGACGGUCGCUUUGCCGUGUGUUUUUGGGCAACAAGAGUGUUUUGGUGCUGGAAGCGUAGCCGGGGCGGCGAUUGGUGCCUUUAUAGCAGCGUUUAUUAUAAUCGGUGCCGCGUAUUACUUGAGGAAGUUGUAUUGGAAAUCGCGCAAAGGCAAACACCUGGUCUUCACAACAGACCCGGAAUCGGUGAAGGAUGAAUUCGCUUUUGACAACCCUGGCUUUAGACAGGAGGAGAAGCACUGGCAGAACGAAGCGCCAACCCUGCCUCUAGGCGGGAAGCCGCCCGCCCUACACGCAGAGUUCACCAAACCGGAGCAGAGCAAAGAUGAUUCACAUUUACAGAGAGCACGAAUCCGGCGAGUGAAGCUAUGGGCUCGCGAUUUUACUGGCUUGGGUCUGACGUGUGGAGGAGGCGCUCGAGAUGGAGUCAGCGUCCACUCCGUGCUCAGGAGUGGACCGGCCGCUGCUGCUAAACUUCAACCAGGUGACAAAAUCAAAAGCAUAAAGAUCGAAUUCAACGGCACUCCAUUAGAAGACGCGGUGGCUAUACUGUCGCUUGCUUCUCCUUACCCCGUGGAGUUAGAGGUGGUGGAAGGCGGGCGGGUGAGCGGCGAGGGGUGGGGGGUGCACCACCCACUGAUGAAGAGGGCAGGUUCCACUGGCGAUGUUAGCACGCUGGAAAAAGAAGGGAAACUCCUACAUCCCCCGAGAUCGCCCAAUACAUCGCAAUCAAACAAUUCUACACUUGAAACAAAACAUGGAAAGGUAGGCAUAAAGAAGAUUAUCACUGAAAAGAUAAUAACUACCACCUUAGAGAGAAAUAAGAAAGAGAAAAAAGAACCACCAACAACGUUAGAGAGAGAAAAUGAGAAGAAUUUGAAGCUUGCAAAUAAAAGACACUCAGAAAUUCCACCAGCUUCAAAUAAACCUGAUAGAAAUAAGAGCAGAAACUCUACUGGCAGCGACAUUCAAAUAAUACAACCGGAGAAUGGCAUAGGACAUAAUAUAGACCACGCUGAAGUACAGAAGAGGGAAUACGACCCAAAACGAGGUAUGAAAUUUGGUAUAAGAGUACUUCCGCCAAAUGUUCCUGAUGAUGGAGUGUUAAAACAAAAGAGCGUUGAGAACGGCGCCGUUGUACUAGAAAAAAAAGCAGUCGAUGAACCAGACAAACCUGAGCCACAAAGGCCUGCUCCGACAACUCACGUUAAACUUGAAAGUGAGACGGAACAAAAGAAACCAGUAGUUGCGAAGCGAAGGGAAAAAAUGGCACCACCUAUACCAAAUGCAAGAGUAAAGACGAAUGAAUCUGAUACAAAUAUCAGCCACGAAACGUCGAAAAUAUCUGAUACAUCGCUAUCGUCAUCAUUUUCUAGAACUGAUCUAAAUUCCAGUGGAAUCAAACGUGACGAGAAUGGUAUCCCUCAAGAGUUACCUCAACAUAUGUUCGAUGCGGCAAAGGCAGCAAGGAGUAAUAGAAAAAGUUCCGCAGAUUUGAUACAAGAGAAAGAUAAAGUAGAAUAUAAAAAAGAAGAAGCUCCCAAACCUACAAAGAAAUCCAAAGGCAAAGCACCAUCACCUCCAGAGGUAGAGAAAAACAAAAGCGAUGAUAGCAUAUUAGAGCAAAUGAAUAAUUUGCAUGAUUUCUUAAAGAAUGAAAAGUAUCACUCUAGUCUCUUACAUGACACAUCCUCAACAUCCACUAAAUCUAUGAACUCUUACAAUACUUCAACUCCAAAAGUGAAUAAAGCAAAAUCUCGCAUCGAAGAAUCUAUUAACUUUAGUCAAGAUGACAUCGACGAUAUUGUUUCAAAGCCAUUCAAGCGAGAAAGUGACUCACUCAAUAAUUUCUUUGAGGAUUCUAAAUCCAAUCUCUCAUCUAAUCAAGAUGUACAUUCAGUGGUUUCAUUAAACAACAGUGAUAAAAGUGAUAACAGAUCUACCACUAUUGAAUUAAAUAAUAGUGACAUCACUAUCCAUAGUUCUCCAUUGAAUGAGACUGUGCGUUCCGCUUCAGAUGAUACAUCCUUAGAUGAAAAUGAGCGCAAAGCAGCUUCCCUUGGCGAUUUAUCGAGAUUUGAAUUAAGAGCUAAAACGAGUAAACCAUCAACAGGUACUUUAGAAAGAGCACAGAGUUUAGAUAUAUGCGCAGAUGAUGGCGAAAUACAAGAAAGUACACUUUCGCCGAAAAAGAGAAAAGCUAUGUCAGUAGUAGAGACUACAUUCUUCGAUUCUGGUUCAGAUGAUGUGCUACUAGAUAAUGACUCAGACAGAGGUAUUGUUAUUAAGCAUAAGGAACCUCGACUUAGCUUAAAUGUAGCGAAAACGUCUGCCAUUGAAGGACUAAACACAUUCCAAAGAAAUCGUUUAAAGAAGGGUUCCGAAUUUGGCACUUUGGAAGACGCUAUAGUUAAAGGAUCUAAUAGUUCUAUGGAAUCGGGAAAACAUGAUUCACAAGAAAUAAUUUACAAGAAAGUGCAGACAAAUUACGACUCUCCACAAGAAAGUGAACAGCAUGAAACUUCCGAUCAUUUAGCGCGAAGAAUUAUGGAUGAAAAUCUAAAAGUCCAUAUGAAACUUGUAUCUGAAUUUGCUAAAUCUACUUCAGAUGGUAGUAAUACCAGUUCACUCGAUAGUAGUCAAGAAACUAAUACUGUUACGGAAGCUAAGACUACACCUGUAAAGUAUGAAGAGAAACUUACUAUGACUUACGACACCAACAUUCCGGACGAUAUGAAAGUGUCGCGUAGUUCGUAUGUUAAUAGUUUAGAAAGACCUAAAUCCGAAAUGAUGAAAAAGCUUUUAGCUAAGAAUCCAAUUUUCAAUGUUCACAUUGACCAACAAACGCAAAAGCAAGAACCAUCAUCAUCAUCAAGCAAAGAAAUGCCCGCAAUGACUGAUUCUUUUAAAUCAGCCAACCAAGUUCAUCAACCAGAUAUUGUAAACUUUGAUUUGAAAACAUCGUCUUCAACAACGGCAGCAAAAGCGAAAGACUAUGAUGAAUUUGUUAGUAAUAUAAGAGUGGGUUCAAAUAAUAAUAGUUUGAAAUUUAAUAAAAAACCGCUAGAAUCGAACGAAUGGCCAGAUACUAAAAAUAGGCAAGAAAUCCAAAGUAGCAAUAUUGUUACAAUUUCAACUGAUGAAAAGAAUUUACCGUCAGACGGAAAACGUAAUUCAUACACAAAGUCUAUAGAGAUAGGUGAAGCAAGUUUAAGAUUAAUACCAGAUUUGGUCGAAGGAACAAAAAGUCGAACCGAAGGAAAAGAAACAAGAACCCUGUACAUGGAACCGGCAAAUGUUUCACUUACGAUGAAGCAAGAGCCCGUGCAAAAAACUGUAACAGUUAAUGUUACAGAGGAUGAAUAUGGAAAUAAAGUAGUUACUCAAAAUGUAGAAAAAAUAUCAACGAGAUACAUCACAAAUAAAAUGGAGGCCCCGCUACAAGUGGAACAAGUAACUUUCGGAGUCAUGAAAGGUGGAGGUGAUAUAAAUGAGUUAGAAUUAGAAGAAGGUACCAACGUAAAAGAUAUAGACAGAAAAGUGCUCGAAGAAAUAAAGAGACAAAAUCCUGGCAUACAUUUUACAACAACAGAACCGUCCUACACAAAAACUGAAACUAUAAUUUUAAACACAACAGAAAUGAAUGAAGGACAAGCGAAAGCGUUGAUGGAGAAACUUCAGAGCGAUUCAAGUUUUAUGGCACAAAAGUCGACCGAGGAACUAUCUCGUAUGGGCAUACGGGUCAUCCAAGAUCUAGAAGAUAAUGCUAGCACAAACCAGGACGUAGUUGAAGUAACAAAAACAAGAUACUCCAUCAAUCCUUCGAAAAUAUCGAGUGAUAACCAAUUUUGUACAAUAGAAUCUAAAGAGGACUUACAAAAGGAUCACAUAACCGAGAUUCAAGUGGUAACACCGAGAACGGAAAAACUCGAACAGCAGAAGUCUGACUUAAGUAAAGACAAAGUAUCUAGCAGACAGCGAACGCCACCGUCAGUACGACAAUACGAGGAACCUCUGUUAACAUACGAGCUAGAUAUCGAACUGCUGAACGAUUUUAUUUCCAACGAGAGAUACCACUCAGCGAGACACCAAGCCGAAAUUAGAAAACGAACGAGUCAAAGCACAAACGAACCAAAGAAACGACAUUCAGAUUUCGAUUUACCUAGAAACAGUCAUAUUAAAUUUCGCACAGCAACUUACGAAUCUCCAAAAGGAACUAUCGUCACGAGCACUGAUUUAGAGAACAGGCGACUUUCGCAACUUGACCAAAUGCAAUUGAGGGCAACGGGUGAUCAAUCUGUCUCCAACUUAAAACCGGUCAUUUCGGCUAAGCCUUCAAACAUUCCUGUCAAAUUGACAGAAAAGAAACCUUUUACGGGUUUCGUCUCGUCGAAAAUUCCGGUGUUCGCGACACAGAAAUCGCAAAGUCAAGAGAAUCUUUCAGAUAAAACGUUUUCGUUACCUCGGUCACCCCCUCCAACGUUGAGCGGUAGUUCUGGCAACAUAUCCAUUACUUCUAUUAAAAGUAGUUCUAGAAGCCCCAGCGGUGGUAGAUUAUAAUUUAUUCUUACUUAUGUAAAAGCAAGCCGAUGAAAAGUGAUACAAGAAUAUUUGACCUGUUGUUACUUAGCGGAGAUGUGAGAGAGCAGGAUACUAAUCAUACCUUGAAGAAAAAGGACAGAGAUUAUGAGGGUUACCUCAUAAAUAAGUAUGCGAUGAUGGGUCUGAAUUUAUAUGUUUCGUUUUUCAUUGCCGGUUCUUUAAAUGCUAUAUAGUUAUAAUUCUGAAGGAUUCUGAAAUAAAAUGUUAUUGGCGUAAAAUAAUUAAGUCAUACUGUAAUAUUAGUUCUAAACAUUUGAGAUUUUUUAUUAAAUAAAUGACGUAAGUGCCAGAAAAUAAAUAUAAUGUUUGUUGAUGUACUUAAUAAUUUGUUCGAAAAUGGAACGAAAAUAAUGUGCCUUAUAAAUUAUAAAAUUCUUACAUAAAUAAAAUUAAAUAUA
Molecule: messenger RNA, 5232 nt
Organism: Pararge aegeria (speckled wood butterfly)
Lineage: Eukaryota; Metazoa; Arthropoda; Insecta; Lepidoptera; Nymphalidae
Exons: 5
Coding region: 206-4792 (1528 amino acids)
Molecular function (GO): protein binding
Source: RefSeq, a predicted model, not a curated record